Emiliania huxleyi CCMP1516 is the source of this 414-nucleotide messenger RNA. RefSeq lists its product as hypothetical. The annotation marks the transcript as partial. Lineage: Eukaryota; Haptophyta; Isochrysidales; Noelaerhabdaceae. The transcript has a single exon. Gene Ontology annotation, cellular component: nucleus; cytoplasm. The record is from RefSeq and is a predicted model, not a curated record. Gene Ontology annotation, molecular function: protein serine/threonine phosphatase activity.
AUGGCGGGCUCGUCUUCGGCGUCGGGCGCUGUCGACGUCGACCGGAUAAUCACCAAGCUGCUCGAGGUGCGCGGCGCGCGCCCUGGCAAGCAGGUGAACCUGCUCGAGUCAGAGAUCCGAGCACUCUGCACGACCGCCCGCGAGGUCUUUCUGAAGCAGCCGACGCUGCUCGAGCUGGAGGCGCCAAUCAAGAUCUGCGGCGACCUGCACGGGCAGUACUUUGACCUGCUGCGCCUCUUUGAGUACGGCGGCUUCCCUCCCGACUCAAACUACCUCUUUUUGGGUGACUACGUGGACCGCGGGAAGCAGUCGCUCGAGACCAUCUGCCUGCUGCUCGCGUACAAGAUCAAGUACCCGGAAAACUUCUUCCUGCUGCGCGGCAACCACGAGUGCGCCUCGAUCAACCGCAUCUAC